Cyprinodon variegatus (sheepshead minnow) is the source of this 3791-nucleotide messenger RNA. RefSeq names its product family with sequence similarity 65 member C (gene ripor3). The transcript is spliced from 26 exons. Bases 473 to 3442 code for a protein of 989 amino acids. Lineage: Eukaryota; Metazoa; Chordata; Actinopteri; Cyprinodontiformes; Cyprinodontidae. The record is from RefSeq and is a predicted model, not a curated record.
AGAAGAGAGGAGAGGAGAGGCCGACUGCAGGAAUAAAGGUUUCUGACGGAACAAAUGAGGAGACCUGAGAGAAAGAAGGAAAAAAAGAAGCGGAUCUUCUUGGUGGAUUACAUGCUGUGAACCUCUGCUGAGCUUCUGCAGGACUGAGCGCUAUCAGGAGCGAGCAGGCAGCUGCCAAACCCUCACACACCCCUACCAACACACACACACUGAGAUAUGAGCGGCCUGCUGGGGACCUGCGCUGACAGUUGGGAAGAACUGGUUCCUCAUCCUGUACGGUAGGUUCACUUCAGUGACUCAUGUGGAGCGGAUGUUUCUAAAGCUUUCAUCAAAGCUCAGUCACUAUCUUACCUGCUUCUGUGGAGCCUGAAGGAGGAAUUCCCAUGGGGGGGUCAAGAAUUAGAAGAUGCAAUGACACCAAAGCGAUGAUUUGAGACCUGAUAUCAUUACAGACGGAUCAGAAAAAAGGAGGAUGUCAGUGAAGCUUCGGUUCAGCUCGCCGUCAGACGGGGGUCUGGUCCACAGGAGCCGCUCUUUCACGGGGUUCAGCUCGCUGAGCGGCCGGCCACGGUCUUCCUCUGUACGUAGCUCUUUUCGCUCCAAAGCCAUGAUGGCGGGAAAGCCUCCCAGAAUGCAACUGUCGCCUCGUAGAGAGACAUCAGCGAGCUGGUCGCAGCCAGAGCAGGUGGACAGAGUCUUCCAGGCGCUUCGCAGCGGACUCAAGGAAUAUUUGGAGGUUCACCAGGCAGAGAUGGAGCUCCUGUCUUUGCAGCAGAGAGAAACCAAGAGGAACUCUAGACUGGGGUUCCUCUAUGAUCUGGAGAAGGAGAUUAGAGCGUUGGAGCGAUACAUCCGACGAUUAGAGUUUCAAAUCAGCAAGGUGGAGGAGUUAUACGAGACCUACUGCAUCCAGUGGAAGCUGUGUCAGGGAGCGGUGAACAUGAAGAGGGCCUUCUCCCUGUCUCCAUCCACCAGAGCCUCCAGAGAGAGUCUGCUGGAGCUCAGCCGCAACCAUCAGCACAGCCUGCAGGACAUGUCCACCAUGGAGGGAGAUUUAGAGGUCCUCCUCGGAGAGCUGCACAUCAAAAUGAAGGGGCUGAUCGGCUUCGCUCGGCUCUGCCCUGGAGACCAAUAUGAGGUGGUGGUGCGACUGGGCCGGCAGCGAUGGAAAAUCAGAGGACGGAUCGAGUCUGAUGACUCUCAGUCCUGGGAUGAAGAAGAGAUGGUCUUCCUCCCACACAUAUACCAUAACUUUGAAAUCAAGGUGACGGAGGCCAAGGGUCUGGGUUGGCUGCUGGUUGGCAUGGUAACCUGUGCCAGCGUGGACUUCUUCGUGGCGAGGCCGCAGCUGAUGUUGGUGGACAUAACGGAGCUGGGAACCAUCAAGCUGCAGCUGGAGGUCACCUGGAAUCCGUUUGACGGCGGUGAGAAGAUGAGGCUGCUGUCCGUCAACAAGCAGUCGGUGUCGAGCAGGAAAGGUUCCUUCUACAGCUGGACCGCUCCGAACACGCCCUCUUUCACAGAGAAAUAUUUUAUGUCGAUGGUUCGCGGGCUGCAGGAUCAGGAGGGUUCCCUCCCCUCUCUGGUGUCCAAAGGUCGUCCCACCAGAGGAGGCGUGUCCCUGCUCAGCUACCUGCCCCACCCUGAACACACCUCCAUGACAUCAGGCCCUCAGAGUCCCUACAUCUCCAGUCUGAUCCGAGCUCACAGCUACCCCUCCUCCAGCCUGGGAGGAAGUCAGACUCAGCUUCCCUUUGGAGAGGAAGAGGAAGAAGAAGAGCGGGAGGAGAGGCAGAGGACGGAUGAGAAGGUUGACCAGAAGGAGUGGGGCGGCGUGCUGGAGACGUCACCGGGGGAAGCCAGUAAAGCAGCUUCCCUUCUGGUCUUACCGCGGUCCAGCACGCCAGACAUCCUCAGGAAGAACCGGCCAGGAGAACCGGACCCUGAGACACAUGGCGCCGCUCUGCAGGAGAGAUGUGAACAGGAAUCUCUUGACCAUGACGCCCCCCCACCCAGACCGCCCAUUCAGCCUCCAGCCUCAGGGAGAACCGACAUGAGCGGCGCCCAGCGCCGGGCCCAGGCCGUCCGACUGGGAGCCCUGAUGGCAGAGCUGGAGAAGUCCUUUCACACAGAAAGCAGCUGUGAGAAGGAGCUCCGGGCUUUGGAGCACCAGGUUCAGCAUCUGGGAACCAUCCUGAAGAACGACCUGUCCCUUCUCAGGAACUCGCCAUCAGAGGAAACGCUGGCUGUGGAGGAAGUCCUGGGCAGCUUUGACUUCCUGUCCCUCGACCUCAACGGAGAUGAUGACACUUCCUGUUUGGGCAGCAUGAGGCUGAAAGACAGUGGCAUCAGUUCCUUCCAGCAGAACACCCUGAAGAGUUUGGGCCUCCUGUCCAACAGCCAAUCAGAGGAAGAGCUGGUCGCUGCCCCUUUGACUUCUGGGAACUGGGGUCUUGACCAGGCUCUGGAGACCCACCUAGACAUCUGCUGCAUCCUGCUGCAGACGAUAAAAACCAGCGACUUCGGUCCGACUCGCAGGGAGCUGCUGCAGGAGAUGUCCAACCAGACGGAGGUUCUGGACAGAGUCGGCUGUCUGCUGCUGGAGGGGAGGGACGACAUCACCGCCAGAGACAGCCUCCCCAAAGCCCAGAGGUCCAGGAACCUUCUGCUGUUCUGGGAGGAGUGUGUGAAGGACAGCAGCUCUCCGUUCUGCUGCGAUGGGGAGACCUUUUCCAGGACGCUGAAGAAGCGUUACACUCAUAAGGUGAAAGCCAAGCUGCCGGGACAGUCGGAGAAAGUGUUUUCUAGACUCCUGCAGCAGCUGCAGUCGGCCUGCAGGCUGCUGCCGGGCUGUCGAUCCGUCUGCAGCGCAGAUAGAGUCACCCUCUUCCAGCUCUCCGUUUAUCUGAAGCGCUGGAGCUUCCAGGAUCUGGGGGAGCACAUCUCCCGCCUUUCCAGAGAAGAGUACCUCCUGUCAGCACUGAUCAGCCCCAAACGGAGGAGGGCUUUGAAUAAGCUGAGGGGGCGGAGACUAUCAGAGCUCCUCCCACUGGAAUUCACCCUGCAGACUGUCGCCGCCCUGCUGGUCGACUCCAACCACAAAGUUUGCAAAGCUGCAAGCAGCUGCGUGUGCAGAGCGGCAGGCUGCAAGGCCUUCAGGAGCAAGGCGCUGGUUUUCUACACGGAGAGCCUGAAGAGCUCGGAUGUUCUGAUCCAGCAGGGAUCCUGCCUGGCUCUGAAAUGCCUCAGGGCCACCGAGAGCGUGGACCACAUCGCUGAGCUGUGGAGGUCCCCGGAUGAAGAUCUACGCAGCACAGCCAAGGAAACCAUCUUGUCGUUUGGUAAGAAAGGAUACGAGGCCUUCCAGAGAAUGGAGCAGAUGUCCGUAGAGAUGCAGGAGGAGGCUUACCGGAACCAGGAGACGGAGAUCACCAUUUUAUAGGAGAUGUUGGAACAGAACUCGGACUGGGACUAACUUCACUGACCUGUCAGGAAACCGAGACGGAAACUUCUCCUUUAGCAACUGCAACCAGCAGAGACGAGGAAGACAUGAAGAGCAGCUAGUUCUCAAUUGCAGAAACUUUUUUUAUUACAGAAUGUCGGAUACAGCAUCAAAAUCAAAAAUGAACAUUUAUUUCAUCGUGGAUGUUUUGAGUAUGUGUUUAUGCACGGGCGGAUUUACCUUUCAGCCAUAAUAGGCAGGUGCCCAGGGCCCCAAGUUCCUGGGGGCCCCAUAAAACUCAUUUUACAUGUAUGGUUAAUACAACUAUUAUUUAUUUCUGCACAUUUUU